Notothenia coriiceps (black rockcod) is the source of this 602-nucleotide messenger RNA. RefSeq names its product protein transport protein Sec16B-like. Lineage: Eukaryota; Metazoa; Chordata; Actinopteri; Perciformes; Nototheniidae. The coding region runs from base 198 to 602 and encodes 134 amino acids. Gene Ontology annotation, cellular component: ER to Golgi transport vesicle membrane; endoplasmic reticulum exit site. The record is from RefSeq and is a predicted model, not a curated record. Gene Ontology annotation, biological process: Golgi organization. The transcript has 4 exons.
ACAUCUCCUCAGACCAUGUUCCGGGGCCCCAGGUUUUGGCUCCUCUGAAGUUCUCCCUCCCUCAUGUGGUGGUCAGCUUUGGGCCGGCGGGUCAGCUGAUCCGGGUCACUCCGGGCCUCUCCACCCAGGAGAAUGUCAGCCAGCUGGAGAUCCACAGUCUGGAGGUCAUUCUGGGUGAGACCGAGGAACAGCAGGACAUGAGGAACUUCCCAGGGCCUUUAUCCAGGGAAGACCUGCACAAAGUGGAUGCGAUGGAGUUUGCCCAGCAGAGGGCGGCUGCCUGUCUGAGUGGGGGGGGGCUGCAGGACCGGAGCUCUGCUGCCCUACUGUGGAACCUGCUCAUCCUGCUCUGCAGACAGAAUGGACAAAUAGUUGGCUCAGACAUUGCCGAGCUGCUGGUGCAGGGCUCAAAUUCAGACGGAAGCUGCAAGACUGACACCCCCACCCUCAUCGACUUCAGUGAGGGCGCGGGUCCAGCUGAAGCCCCCUCCCUCUUCGGAGACGACCUGCUCACCGGAGGCAGCAGCUCUGAGGGCUGUCGGGGGGCUCUGCAGGGCUACACCCAGCUGCUGCUGGCCGGGAGGAAGAAGGUGUUCUUAUAG